AUGAGUGAUUCGCCAUCAUCAGUUUCCGGUGUUCCUUGUACUCCUACUACUCCAAGUACUCCAGAUAUCUCUAUUGGGUCUACUAGCGGCUCAUCGUCAUCUAGUUGGAUGGUCAUCUCAGUUGUAGGAGAAAAGUUUGUUCCUAAUGGCCAUUCUAUUUCGAAGAGCAUCACAGAAACAUUCAAGGAACAACAAGACGCUACGGGUUACUCAUGGAAGGAUGUUAGUGAAUCGACUCGUAAAUUCUAUUGGCAUGAAUUUGUGUGGAACCCUUCUGAUACUACCGUAAUCGAACACACCUGGGGUAAAGUGGCAUCCACCUUAUACUCUAAGAAAUUGCACCGUUGGCGAAAACGUCCCAGACCUACUUUUGUUCCAGAAGAUGUAUGGGAAAGCUGGAAGACAUAUUGGGCCUCUGACAAGUGGCUGGAAAAAUCUCAUAUCGCCAUUCAAAAUCGACACAGUGAGACUGGUGGUCCAGGAACUGGUCCAAGCAAGCAUACUGGUGGUUCUAAAUCAACAGUGGAGCAUACUAUAAAAUUGGCAAUAGACCUACGUCGUCCUGCAAAUUCAUGGGAUGUCUUUAAGAAGCUGUACAAAAGAAAGGAUGGCAGCUUUGUUGAUCCCAAGUCUAAGAGCAUUAAUGAUGAAAUGGAGGCUAGGGUGGCUACUGCUAUAAGCUCAUCAGAUGAUUCACAAGAAGUUCAAGAACUCGAUGUAAAUAGCAUAUACUUGGAUGUUGUGGGUGGAGAGAAAAAACGACGUGUGUAUGGAUUGGGCUCUCAAGCUUUGACUAUGUAUAAACAUUAUAAUUCUGCCACUUCGUGCAAUAUAGUGACUGAUCGUGCUGCUGAUCAAGAGCGCAUCAAAUUACUUGAGGAAGAGAUGUUGCGAAUGAAAGAAAAUCAAGAGAGGAUUCUUCAAGAGCGUGUAGAGGCGGAAGUGCAACAACGCGUAGAGAAGGAGGUCUCGGAUCGGUUUAAGUCUAUGGAGGAUCGAUGGUCUCACAUGAUGAGCGUGUUGGGUUUAUCUUCUCGCUCAUCUGGUAGUCCUACUCUCCCUAACAGGGACUCACCAAAUGCUGAAGUGUUUAACAUUUUAGACUUUGGUUAGUUGGAUAUUCUAAGUGUUGUUUCCAACGUUGUCAGACUUUUGUUAGUUGGAUGCUUUGUAAGUUUAAAAAUUUUGUAGACUUUUGCUUAUUAAAGUGGUGUA
Lycium barbarum (goji berry) is the source of this 1215-nucleotide messenger RNA. RefSeq lists its product as uncharacterized. Lineage: Eukaryota; Viridiplantae; Streptophyta; Magnoliopsida; Solanales; Solanaceae. The coding region runs from base 1 to 1113 and encodes 370 amino acids. The transcript is spliced from 5 exons. The record is from RefSeq and is a predicted model, not a curated record.